AUGAGAAUUCGCAGGGGCUUCAAUGCGCGAGAACUUCUUGCUUCUCUGGCGUCAGACUCACGGGCAUACCAAUACCGCCCGUUGCCUUCGCCUAUUUCUAUCCGCCUACUUGAAGUCCAUGCUGCCUCACCUUUUCUUGAUAGCAGUGGGGGCAUAGCAGUCUCACUACGCACGUUUUCUGUCGAAAACGCCCCUCCGUUCCAAGCCCUGUCUUACACAUGGGGCUAUCCGUUGAUUCCAGAGUCCCGACCCUCACGGAGCAGCAACUGGCGCCGUCUUGCGUUUGUGCAACGGGUACAGGCUAGGACUCCCCGUCUGCUCGACCUGGAUAGCCAUCACGGUAUUCCUGGAACCAGCAUCGGGACAUCGUCUCCCUCCACUUCCCAAUCUCAGAACCUCCCGGUGCUGCGCACAAGAAUCACGGAAAACACUCCGUGUUUCCCGGUGAAGUGCGAGGGUCGCAAUAUCCGCGUGACGGCAAAUCUACAUGAUGCGCUUGCCAUGCUGGCGCGACGGCGCAAUGCUACUUCGGGGCCCAAAUACAUUUGGGUGGACGCCCUGUGCAUCGAUCAGUCCUCCCUGGCGGAGCGAAAUCAGCAAGUCAACCUGAUGGCGGACAUCUUCAAGGCGGCGCAAGGCGUGGUUGUGUGGCUCGGUGAAGAGGAUGAGUUCACGCAGGACGCGUGCACGGUAAUGGAAAGAAUUGCGGCUGUUCCCAGGGAGAAGUGGCCCGGAGUUCCCUAUACAGGCUUUUACGACAAGGACGGCUCUUGCUACCACGAGCUUGGGAUUGAGCCUUUGAGCUAUCAAAACUGGCUGGGUUUAAUCGCAUUCAUGAACCGCCCCUGGUUUUCUAGAUCCUGGGUGGUCCAGGAGCUGGCGCUGGCGAGAAAGGCCACUGUCAUCUGUGGGAGUCGAGUGCUGCCGUGGGAGCAACUGGCCAAGACGAUUGAAUUCAUCCGUGCCACCAAAUGGUAUCAUCACUUAUCCACCGAGAAGAUGCGGCAUAUUCCUGGGUUGGGGAGUUCAGGAGCGUAUAAAAAGCUUUUAGCAAGCAAUACCAGGUUCGGGCUGGAGCCCGUGUAUCUCAACAACACACGGAAUGCGCUGCAGUCGUAUUCCCAGCGGGAAGAUAACGGCAGCCCGUCGCUCAGGAUACUAGUGGACACGCAUAGGUAUACCGCCGCGACUGAUCCUCGAGACAAGGUAUACGCUUUCCUGAGUCUGUCGAAUGCAACAAAGACGUCCCCAGAGAAACCCGACAGGAUCAAGCCAAACUAUCAGACUCCCGUCCACAAAGUAUACACAGAGGCUGCAUGCACUCUGCUCCGGGGUACGCGGAAUCUGAACCUGUUAUCCCAUGUGCAGGACCGAUCUUCGACCAAAAUCAAAGGUCUUCCAUCUUGGGUUCCGGACUACUCUGUGCCUCUUUCGCCGUAUCCGCUUGAAUUCCGAGGGAAAUGCAACUGGUCGGCCUGUGGAAAUCUGAAAUGGAAGGCACCCCGUGACGAGACGAUGCUCCUCAGAGGCCUUUUGCCAAUACAAGGCUUCCACAUUGAUACCGUCGCCGAGAAAGCCGUCAUGCCGCACGAAGCCACAGAUGCUGGAGAGCCAUGGGCCAGCAUUGUGAAUCUCGUUUUCCACCUGCCGAAUCCCUAUUCUAUGCCACCAAUUCGGAGCGCUCCGAUCUCCCGCCUCGACGUCCUCUGGCGUACGCUGACCACAAACACGUAUUCUCGGCAACAUCCAGCUCCUUCUGAAUGUGGAGCCUUAUUCAUCGACUAUAUUCUCAAUCUGCAGAUACGACACCGUUUGGCCCCGUGGUCAUCGCACGACACUGAUUUUCAACCACAUCAAACACCCAUCUCUACCCUCACCAAUCCCGAUUGGCACGGUCUCCUGGCGUCUGAGCCUGCAGAUUCUCCGUACAAUCUCUCUUUCUAUCGCGAUCGAUUGACUGCGUUGGUCGAGAAUAUGUUGUCAAGCGAUUCAUACACGCCGCUUGAUCUUGCUCAAUUACAUCAUGAUAUCGAGCACGGGUCUGGAAGAUCGCGAAGGCUGUUCCGGACGAAAGACCUAUUGCUCCUUGGCACGGGCUCUCGCUCUCUCCAGACAGGAGAUGAGGUUUGGAUUCUGGGAGGCGGUAAGGUACCGUACCUCCUUCGUCCUGUUAAUAGAGAAACAGAUGGUCAAUAUCUGGGUGAGAGAACCCAUCGUUUGGUUGGCGAAGCAUAUGUCCAUGGUCUGAUGCACGGCGAUCCACACCGUUUCGAUCUGGACAUGGUGGAGACAAUUUUGGUAUAA
Messenger RNA from Fonsecaea erecta, 2304 nucleotides. RefSeq lists its product as hypothetical. The transcript has a single exon. Lineage: Eukaryota; Fungi; Ascomycota; Eurotiomycetes; Chaetothyriales; Herpotrichiellaceae. The record is from RefSeq and is a predicted model, not a curated record. Bases 1 to 2304 code for a protein of 767 amino acids.